CCUGUACACUGUUCUGGAAAAAAUGGUUUGGUUUUAGUUUAGACCUGAUCUUAAUUUUUAUUAACAAUGUCUGGUAAUUUAUCUGUGGUGGCCUUUGAAGGGGAACUUAAUGGAAUUGUUAAAGAGUAUUUAGCCUUCAACUCAUUUGAGAAGACAAUUGGUAGUUUUGAAGAUGAAUGUAGUGAGAAAGGGAAACCUAUUGCCAUCAGUGAAAGUAGAAGUCAGUCAAAUACUAAAACAUUAGAUAUACAGAAUGAGUUAUUGAAAGCAUAUCGUGAAGGUCAGCGGGAUGAAUAUUUUAAAUUAUGGAAUGAACAUUUACCACAAGAAAUCCGGAAUGAUGAUUCAGUGGCUCAGAAAUUAGAAUUUUAUAUACAUAUAUUUUUUGCUAUUUACCCAAUUAAAGCGGAAAAGUCUCAGGUGGAAGUUGAUCAAAGCAUGGGAGAAUUUAAACAAUAUCUGGAGAAUCGAGGAGCAACUCUAAGUCAAACAACAGAAUUCCUGCCAUUUUACGCCUUGCCAUUUGUACCUAAUCCUAAAGCACAUCCAUCUUAUAAAGAAUUAUUUCUGGAUAGCUGGUCACAAGAUAUGGAAGUUAGAUUAGAUAAAUUUCUAACUCUGGCUUUAAAAUCUACACCACAACCAAGGCUCUUUGAUCUAUAUAGAGGUGGAGGAACGACUGAUAUUAAAGUUGCUGAACAGCAUAUAAAUCUAUUACAACAACAGUUAACAGAUGCUGAUAAAAAAACAGCAACUUAUAUGAAGAGACACAGUAAAGUACAGGCUGAUUAUCAUAAUCUAAUUGGUAUAACAGCUGAUCUUGUUGAUGCUCUAGAAUCAACAGUUCAAGGAAAACCGAUAAAUAAUUCUAAGGUUAUCACACCUGAAUACUUAUCUCAGCUAUGUACACGAUUGUUUGCUGGUCACAUGAGGAAUUCAAUAGAUUUAACAAGACCAGGUACAGCAGGAGAAGCGUUAAGAGCGUCUGUAGCUCCUACAAGGGCUACCAAAACAGUUGAAGUUGAACAAUUUCCUACCUUAGAUUAUCGAAAAGUGAGAAAUGAAUUGAUGACAGGAACACCAAGGAACCAAGCUUUAUUACUGCAAGCCUUACGAUGGAGAUUAACAAAGUCUCACAUAGAGAAACGUGAUGCUAUAAUUAAUCAGUAUAUUAAUAAUGAUAUACUGGGUUGCGCUAAUCCUGGUCCUUACAGAGAUUCAAUGAAGAAACUGUUAACAUCCAAAUCAGAGGAUGUGAAACAAGGAACAGCCAGACUUUAUAAUGCUUUUGCAUCAUUAUGUGUCGGUAGAACAUAUCUCUCCUCUAAUCCUGAUUUAACACCAGCGUUAUUGGCAAAUCUACAUUCCGAAGACAAAGAUUCUGUCACAAGAGAGAUGAUACUUGGUGCUCUACAGAAACUAAGUUUAAGACGAGCGUUACAGACCGCAAUGAUAGAAAAGGGUGUUAUAGAGUGGUUAGUGGGUGUUCUAGAAGAUAAUGAUAAUUUGUCAGAUUAUACCCUGGAAUAUUCUGUCGCUCUCCUUAUGAAUCUCUGCCUCAGAACCUCAGGUAAAAUAAGAUGUUCCAAGAAUUCCCAUCAAACAUUAAAAGUUUUAAGUGAUUUAUUAGGACAUGAAAAUACAGAGAUCAGGCCAUAUGUAAAUGGAGCUCUUUACAGUAUAUUAGCUAUUUCUAGCAUCAGAGAAGAGGCGAAGAGAAUGGAUAUGGAAGCGAUACUGAAAUGUUUUAUCAAAGAUGACCAACCAGACAUGAACAGGCAGAUCGAGUUCAUUAUAAAACAACUUAAUUCUAAUGAAGCAGCAGAAGAAGAAGAUGGCGACGAUGAUGGUGAAGAUGAAGAUGGAGAGGAAGAUCAGGACACACUGGAAGCUGAUUUAGAUAAAGAUGAGACCUUAACUCCUCAACCUGGAGAACUCUUUGGAGAAACUCUUCUGAAUGCAGUUUACCUCACAAACGCUGAUAAAAACAAGAAAAAGAUAUUAGAACAGAAUCAGUUAUUACAAAGACCUGUUACACCAGGACAGAGAAAGAUGACUGAAUCUCGUCUCGGUAACGUCAGAUCAAGUUCUCAGGCUGAUGGUCGGAUCUCAAGUCAAUCUAUCGUAGGAGGAGGGACCCAAGCUGGACAGGGGGAUGCUCUUCUUGCCAGACCACCAACUAGAAGUGGAAGUCGGUCAAAUGAAAAAGAAAGUAAUGCCAAAGAUACAGAAACUAGUAAUAAGGAGGCUCUAGAAAGGAGUAUGAGACCAUCAACUAAAGCCAUGGAAAAACUUGGUCCUAAAGCUAAUGUAAAAGAAUAUGCAAGUGCAUUUGGAGCUAAACCAUUGAUACCUCGAACCCCUGACAGUAGCGGUAAACGUCCAAUAAGUCGAGGUUCUAUUCCACGUGCCACACCUCAACCUCAAUACAGUCAGUCUGGUCCCAGACCAAGUUCGGCAGGAAAAUCAGGGACAACAAGUCCAAGAAAAACCAAUAACAGUCAACAAAGAUCUCAACCAGAUGGAAAAUAUUAGAAAGAGAAAGAUGGAUGUCAAUAAUAUAUACUAUCUUCUUUAAACUCUGCAGACUUUUUCUCUCAAAAUGCAUAAAUUAGCACCACUGAGGAAUUAGUUUGUAAGCUUUUAAAUAUUUGAGGGAUAGGAUAUAUUUGAAAUUUGAGUAAAAACACAAAGUUGUAAAAAACGUUUUUUUUUUGCGUAACUCUUGAUAAAAUAAUAGUCAAUUUUUGUUUUGUAAUAUUGUUGGUUUUAUGUCACUUUUGUGUCGAGAAGAACAGGAAAUUAAAGUCUUGAUGUGUCGUGUUAAAGUUAUAAAUUCAUAUUUUCUAAGAAAGUCAAAACAUAAUUAUUUCUAUGUCUUUUGCUCAAUAUGUUGUCAACUCACUAUUAUACGACCAUGGGCAUUAUUUCCCACCCUUAAAAAUCAUUGACACAGGAAAUAAUAACACAAUUACCUCCCUUGUUUUCAUAUUGCCUCCAUGCAUUAGCUUCCUUCAAACGUUGGAAUUUGAAGUUGAAAAUGAUAUUUUUGCCAAUUUCUCAGCUGGCAAUAGGAAUUAUAGGUUUAAUAGGAUUAUUCUUUAACAAGGUAGGACGGUUUAUGGAUACCAUCUAUUUUAAAGCUUUAUUUUAAUAAAUUUUAAAAACAUAACUUAAAAAUAUGAAAUUUUAGCUUUAAGAAAUAGGAAUGCCGCGCAAACCACAAUAAGAAUCGCUAACAGGAAUGGUUCAAUUCCGAUCAGUAUUUACAAAGUUAUGUUGAAUUGAAAUUUUAUUGAUCUAUUCUGCUCGCUAUGUAAUAAGUUCCAUCUUCAUUAGCCCAGUUGGAGCAGAACAGUAGGAUGUUAAACCCCAUUUUAUUUCAUGUCAUUUCAUGUAAUAAGUCGCCGUCAUUUUGUUGUGGGCAAACAGAAAUGAAAGGCCUUUUUUAGAUCUGAAUGAAUUAAAGCUGGAGAGGGGGAUAUAGAAUUAUAUAAUCAAUCUGAGCACAUAUUUGUGUGGAUUUGAGCAAUUUGAUAGUUUUGCGUAAAACAAAAAUGACACAUCGAUACUUUAAUUGAAUAACAUUCCCCCCAAUUUUUUUUUUUUUUUUUGUUAGUAGUCCAGCCAGAUCUAUCGCUUUAUUAUGUUAUAGUGUUGAUAUUUCUGUCACAUCUUGAGAUAUAUGUUAUAUAGAAUAACAUUCUAUUUAUAUUCAACAUAUAUAUUAUCUGUUAUAUAUCCUUGUCUGUGAUAUUGUUGUUAUUAUUUAUUUAUGUGAUAAAACUCUGCCGUCCAAACUUCAUGAACACAUCUUAUACUUUAUGAUUGUCUGGAACUUCCAUGAAAUAAAAGGAUCAUUUUUUAUCAUUAUCAACCAUAUCAAGUCUGGGAUUAAAUCAACUGUCACAGACUAUUUCAGGCAUAAUCACUCUCGGGUUCCUGUCAAUAUUUUCAGUCUCAAUAUGGGUUAUUAUUCAGUUUUAUGGAUAUUUAUCCAUCACAAAAUUAAAAAUGUUCAAUAAUUAUCUGGAACAACUAAAAUCACUAUUUCAUAUCCGGUAAUACUCUGGAUUUCUUUGUUUAUUUUGCGAAAGUCACAUUAUUGUCAAUUUCUAAUGAAUUUACAAAAUUGAGAAAAAUGCAUUUAUGUACAAAGGAGCCCCAUCAUAUAAUAUGACACACUAUUAGAAAGGGCAAGGUAUUUGACAUCUUCGAUAAACUCUGUUAAAACAACUCUUUUCCCCGAUCAUUACAAUUUUGAAGCUAUGUAAAAAGUAGAACCAUUUAAACGUAUUAUCCAGAACUUUCAUGAAAUAAAAUUGAUUCAGUUUUAUUUUAUUCAUGCCAAUUCAUAUGUUACUAAAGACCUUGUAACCUUAGAAUUAGCCGGAAUCUUGUGAAGUAAAAAGAUAUAAUUUUAUUUUAUUCAUGCACAUGUUAUUAGGGACACCUUUUAUUUACGAUAUGAUUGGCCUGAACUUGAAAUAAAAAAAAAAGUUGUCAUGUUCAUGUUUUGAUAUAUGUAUUUUCUAUAAGCCUAGUCUAAUAAUCUUAUAUUGAUUUUGAAUGUUACAACUUGACACAUUUAAUACAAUGUAAGUUGCACUUGCAGUGAUCCUUUCUUCAGAUCUCUUUUCCCUGGAUGAUUUCUUAUUGCUAACUGGUAAUCAUUUAAUUUCGCAAUCUGUGGUAUAGGAAAAUACAUCCACAAACCAGGGUCAGUAGCACUUCUGGAGUCUUGUUCACAAAAUUUUAAACCAGAAUAUUUUAAGAUUGCUAGGAUUUUAAUUGUUAACCACUGUAAAUGCAGAAUUCUUAAAAUAUUUUAGUUUAAGUAUUUGUGAAUCUUUGAAAUUUAAAUGAAAUCUAAAGUGUUUAUUUUGAAAGAUCACAAUUUUCUUUGUUUGAUGAACAACUUAAAGUAUGUUUAACUCAUGAUGAUAAUAAAAACCAUAUAUGGUCAACAAAACAAAACUUUAAAAUACAUAUAAUUUUUAUAUUUAUACGCCCACAUUUUCAUGUGGGCUUAUAUUGUCGUCGCCCUUGUCCGUCCACAAUUUGUUUGUGGACACUCUACAGGUCACAACUUUUAUCCGGUUUUGAUGAAACUUGAAAUAUAGGUCUAUCUCCCAAAUACCUUGGUUCCUGUCAAAAUUGGCAUGUAUCAGAUCGUAACUUUGUGGAUUAUGGCCCCUGAUAGUACGAAAAAUCACGUAUUUGCUUGUGGACAUUCUAGAUGUCACAAUUCUCAUCUAAUUUUUAUGAAACUUGAAAUGCAUAUUAUAUUUAUAAUCCACAGAUCUUGGUUCCUUUCAAUAUUGGUAAAUAUUGGAUCGUAACUUUCUGAGUUAUAACCCCUGAUUGUAUGAAAAUCGCUCUCUAUCCACCUCUCGCAGAAUGUGGGUGUAUCUUGUCUGGCAACCGCUGGUACUGUAGAAUAAGUUACAGGUACUGUGGGAACGGGGAUGGGAGAUGUGAUCUUUUACAUUUUGUGCAGCACAGACUUUUAUAAAGAUGUUUUAUUUCAAUAUUGAUUUAACUGUUAGAUAUAUGUAUAAUAAAUUUAAUUUAUU
Molecule: messenger RNA, 5576 nt
Organism: Patella vulgata (common limpet)
Lineage: Eukaryota; Metazoa; Mollusca; Gastropoda; Patellidae
Product: lisH domain-containing protein ARMC9
Exons: 26
Coding region: 67-2535 (822 amino acids)
Biological process (GO): cilium assembly
Cellular component (GO): ciliary basal body; ciliary tip; centriole
Molecular function (GO): protein binding
Source: RefSeq, a predicted model, not a curated record